Messenger RNA from Mercenaria mercenaria, 2848 nucleotides. RefSeq names its product CDAN1-interacting nuclease 1-like. The record is from RefSeq and is a predicted model, not a curated record. Lineage: Eukaryota; Metazoa; Mollusca; Bivalvia; Venerida; Veneridae. The coding region runs from base 638 to 1477 and encodes 279 amino acids. The transcript is spliced from 11 exons.
AAUGGAGAUCUGUGCCAUUUAAGUUUCAAUACAAGUUGGGGAAUUUUUACGAUAAGUCAUUACUAAAUUAGUCUUAUUGUAACAGACUGAAAAUACUUGAACACCCCCUCCAUUUUAGAAUUCAUCCUGCAGUUAUGGCCCUUUGAUAGCUUUUGCUAAAUGGAAUAUAGAGAAAAUCUCCUCCCACACCAUAGCCUGAUUUGCUUCAAACUUUUGACAGAUUAACAAGCUCGAUGUGCAGAUGACCAUAAAGAAAGGAAUUAUUUCUGUGACUUUAUUUUUACUGCAGUUAUGGCCCUUUGAUAGUUUUUGCUACAUGGAAUAUAAAGAAAAAUCUUGUGUGUCAAAGUUGGACAGUCCAACUCUUUAGUGUCUUAAGAUAUAUCUACAUUUCAGUUAAAAUUAAACCAGUCUUUAAGAUUUUUGAAGAGUUACUAAUUUUAUUGAUUUGGUGACUUUUCAGCUUUUGAUAGCGGAGGAAAAUCCUAGGUGCCCCUCAGAGGCUCUGAGCAUUGUUGCAGGCAGGAGUGGACACCUGGGUAGAACCAGUGGCCUUCCAUAAGCCAGUUUUAUGUCUUCGUCACAUGAUGGAAUUUCACAUCCCAAGCAAGUAGCUGUACAGUUGUAGAGAGAAAAGAUGAAGCUGGUGGUGUAUAAUGAGAUCAUACAUCUGAUGCACAUGUAUAAAACAAGAGACUCUCUUCCAUUAAUUGCUGAAAAAUUUCCAAGUGUAAGCCUUAAUGCUUUGGGGAGCAUCUUUUCCCAGGACUACCAGAAAAAGAUGAGGAAAACACAUUACAUACAUUACAGUCCAGAGGCAGUGAAUAAAUACUAUGACAGUUUUAUGCAAGGAUUACAGAAUGGCAAGAGGAACAUACUGAUCAGUUUAUCAGAGGAGCUUGACCUGUCACCAGCACUGUUGGGGCGUAUCAUCCUGGAACGAUAUUUAUCAAAUACAAAAUACAACGGUGAACCCCCACCUAAAACUGUUGUCACUCAGUUAAUGAAGGAACCAUCUCUCAUUGAUCAACCUAUUCUUGCAGUUGAGAUCCAUCAAUGUAUUUUAGGUGAUGAUCACUAUGGGCCACUAUGUGACAGCAUCAAACAUUCAAUUGGUCAUGAAUAUGAGUUCAAAUUAAAUAACACCCUUGACAGAAUGGGAAUUGCAUAUAUUGGUGAAGAUCAGAUGAGAGUGAAAGGGUAUGACAAAACUCCAGAUGUCAAAUUAGAAGUACCAAUAGCUGUUGAUGGGCAUGUGGUUAACUGGAUAGAAAGUAAAGCAUCUUUUGGAGAUGAACAAAGCCAUAAAACGUACCUCAAAGAUCAAUUCUGGAGUUACUGGAAUAGGUUUGGACCAGGCAUGGUUAUAUACUGGUUUGGUUUUAUUGAUGAGUUAGAUAUAAACCAAGAUAAAGGAAUUAUUCUCAGAGACCAUUUUCCAGAGCAAAUAGUCAAAAUGGAUCCAAGUGUAAAAUAAUACCAGGAAUGUUUUGCUGGCUACAUGUAUGGAAUUAACUGGAUUUGCUGCAGAUGUAACAAAGACGGAUUUUCAACAGUCAGUGACAAGUCUUUGUUUUCCUAAUACAGAACUGGUCUUAGAGGAAGCCUAGAGUUUGCUCAGUACAACACGGGAAACAGUGGGUUACUGACAUGUUGUGUGCAAUAGAUUUAACUUAUACAGAAAACAUUUUUACAUGAGUGACUGUCUGACAGAGUUUAUAGUGCUUAAAGUGAAACAGAAACAGUGUGUUCAGAAAACAAAAUAGUGGAUUACUUAUUUAAAAUAGUGUGUUGAGAAAACAGAAACUGUGGAUUUACACUGUCACCCCUAAUCCAGCAUUAAAACAGUGUUUAGAAAACAAAAAUAGUGGAUUACUUAUGUAAAACAAUGUGUUCAUAAAACAAAAACAGUGGAUUACUCAUGUAAAACAGUGUAUUCGAAAAACAGAAUCUGGAUUACUCUUGUAAAACAGUGUGUUCAGAAAACAGAAAUAGUGGAUAUCUGAUGUAAAACAGUGUGUUCAGAAAACAGAAAGUGUGGGUUCAGAAAACAGAAACUGUGAAUGAUUGAUGUAAAACAGUGUGUUCAGAAAACAGAAACAUUCCUAAAAAACAAGAGUUGCCCAGAGUUCAUUGUUUAAACUGGUGCAAAGUGGAAAGAACAAACCAAGAAUGUUUACUGUAAUUUGUAGUGAAAAUAUAUUUCUUUUAGUUCUGUCAUCUAAGCAGUUCGAACAAUUUUGAAAACAAGACGUUUACACAAAAAAAAAGAUAUUUUCAACAAAUUGUAAUAUUACCGGUUAAUUAGGAUGUGUUUCUCAAACAUGUUGUUCUAAUAUUGUAAAAGCUGAAACGGUCUAUUAAAACAAGGCUAGUCAAUUGCUUUUUCCAUUUACCUGUUGGCAUAUACCUUUUAAAGGUAUACUAGACUCAAAUUUCAUAUUUGAAAAUAUGAAUAAUUUCUGUAGUGUAUAUAAAGAUAAAAUGAGGAAUUUUUUGUGUAUCAACAGUACCAUGUAUUAGCUUUAAAAAGUAUGCAAUACAUGUACAGCUAAACAAAGUUUAAAUGUGUACUAUCACUAAACAAGCUGGAAGUUUUUUUUAACAAACAAUUGUUAUUGCAUGACAUUUAUUUAUUCAGUGUAGCUCUACAUCCAAAAUCAUUUCAGAUACCAAGCAAAGUUUAAUAUGGAUUUUCUACAUUUGAAGUAAAUAUCUAAAGGUAAAAAUGUUUAAUUGAAAGGUUAUCUGGUUAUUGCCAAAUAUUUCAAGGUCAGUCUCAGGCAUGUUUUAAGUUGUAUCUAGUGCGUUAUGAAGUAACUUCCAAUAAAUUGGCUAAGAAAACUGG